Molecule: messenger RNA, 2553 nt
Organism: Schizosaccharomyces cryophilus OY26
Lineage: Eukaryota; Fungi; Ascomycota; Schizosaccharomycetes; Schizosaccharomycetales; Schizosaccharomycetaceae
Product: GTPase Msp1
Exons: 3
Coding region: 1-2553 (850 amino acids)
Cellular component (GO): microtubule; membrane; cytoplasm
Molecular function (GO): microtubule binding; GTPase activity; GTP binding
Source: RefSeq, a predicted model, not a curated record
AUGUUCAGUGAAGAAGGGUUUCACCCAUUUCGCGCAUACAGCAUCCUAAAAGGGCCUGGAGCUUUGAAAGCUUUUUUCCGAUCUUUACGACUCCCAAUUGCUGGGUUUUCUCUAGUCGCUGGCGGGGUUGCUUACGUCGGUGCUCAGGUCCAGCGAGCCUCUGAUUAUACGAAAGAUGUUUUUGAUAGAUCAUUCGAUGUUGUUAAUUCUGCUUGGGAUAAAACGAGAGAGGUAGUGAAUGAUGCUACCUCUAUCAACUUACCUGAAAUCCAUAUGCCGGGAUGGAUGGAAAAGAUCCUUCGCCUUGACGAAGAGAGUGUCGAAAACCGUCGCCAACUGCAGUUGAGGAAAAGCCAAGAAAAAGAAAGACAAUUAGGCGAAAAAGGAAAUGAGUCAGGUGGUUCUGGCAGCGAUGAUAAUUCUGAGGGUGUGGUGGUUGGUCUUGCUGGGGCCGUCGCUUCCACGUUGGCAACUGACGAAGAAAAUGAUUUUGAAAAACUGAAUGAAGAAGAAAAGCAAAAACUGGCCCAAUCAUCUAAAGAUGAUCGCAUGAUGAUUUUCACUAAGAAGAUGAUUGAAAUCCGGAAUAUUUUGCACGACAUACAAGAUGACAAUAGUUCCAUUACACUACCUAGUAUUGUUGUGAUAGGCUCACAAAGUAGCGGAAAAAGCAGUGUUCUAGAAGCGAUUGUGGGACACGAGUUUUUGCCUAAAGGUUCUAACAUGGUGACAAGAAGACCCAUUGAACUUACAUUGGUUCAUUCCAAAGAAACUACUACUCCUUACUGCGAGUUUAAUGGUGUCCAACUUGGGCACAUCACUGACUUUACUAAAGUUCAACAGGUUCUGACGGAUUUUAAUAUGGCUGUGCCUCCUCGUCAGGGUGUCGACGACAACCCGAUCCGUCUUACCAUUUGUGCUUCUCAUAUUCCUAACCUUUCACUUAUUGAUUUACCUGGCUAUAUCCAAAUCCAUUCGUCAGAUCAACCUGCUGAUUUGGAUGAUAAAAUAUCUGCUUUAUGUGACAAAUAUAUCCAAGAACCAAAUAUCAUUUUAGCUGUUUGUGCAGCCGACGUUGAUCUUGCUAACUCGACUGCUUUGAGAGCAAGCCGACGCGUAGAUCCUUUGGGCUUGCGAACAAUCGGCGUCAUAACAAAAAUGGAUUUGGUUCCCCCUGAAAAAGCUGUUUCUAUUUUACGUAACGAGCAUUAUCCUUUGCACUACGGGUAUAUUGGUGUAAUCUCCAAAGUUCCUCCAUUGAGUCUUUGGUCGCGUAAUCAAAAUUUAACCGAUAUUGUCAGUUCUCGAGAAAGAUCAUAUUUUUCGGCUCAUCCUCAGUUUCACGAUCUUCCCAUUUUGCCUAUGCUAGGAAUCCAGAAUCUUCGCAAAAACUUAAUUCAUGUGCUUGAAUAUACAAUGUCAAAGAAUUUACAGUACACAGCUGACUCCAUACGCUCAGAACUGGAUGAUUGUAACUAUCAGUAUAAAGUUCAAUAUAAUGAUCGCCUUCUAACCGCGGAGUCAUACAUUGCUGAAAAUCUUGAUGUUCUGAAAGCUGCAUUCAAGGAGUUGUCACAAAAAUUUGAUAAAAACGAAGUUCGUGCAUUGCUAAAAGAAAUCCUAAAUGAAAAAACUUUAGAUUUGUUGGCUGAAAGAUAUUGGAUGGACGAAAACAUUUUAAAUUGGACUAAACAAUCCAAGGCUACUGAUGAACAUUGGCAGUACAAACUCGAUAGUUGCGUCUCCCUGCUAACGCGUAUGGGUUUGGGUAGGGUAUCUACACUACAGGUUACAGAGCUAUUAUCAAGAAGGAUUGAAGAGAUUGCUAAACAAAGUCCUUUUGGAGAGCAUCCUGGGGCAUUGCAGUAUAUCUUAAAUGCUACUCAAGACAUUCUACGAAGAAGAUAUCACAACACCUCCGAACAAGUAGAAAAUUGUGUGAAGCCGUAUAAAUUUGAAGUUGAAAUAAAUGACGAAGAAUGGAAGGUCAGUCGUUCAGAAGCCCAAUCAAUGAUACAAAAGGAACUUAGUAUGUGUCAAAACGCGGAAGAAAAAAUAAGAAAGGCGUUAGGUUCUAAAAGAUUGUCGCAAGUACUUGAAUUUUUGAAUUCACAGGCAAAAUCUCCUGAGCCAUUACCUGUUGCUCACAGUGCCGUAGUGCUGGAUCAAGGUCGAUUAAUGCAGUAUUUGCAAAUGCGGGAAAAUAUUUUAAAGCUGCGCCUAUCUACCAUGAAGUCUAAAACGUGUAAAUCGAAAGAGUCAAAGUACCUGUGUCCUGAAGUUUUCCUUAAUGCUGUUUCCAAUAAAUUAAUUAAUACAGCUGUAUUAUUUAUAAAUAUUGAACUUCUUUCCGAGUUCUAUUAUCAGUUUCCUAGAGAGCUAGACCAACGACUUAUUCAUUCUCUUACUUCUGAACAAUUGACAUCAUUUGUGGAUGAAAAUCCUCGUCUGAAGUCUCAACUUCAGCUGCAGCGUAAAAAGCAAGGUUUGGAAUUGGCUCUACAGAAAAUUAAUUCUCUUGUGAUGCUUGAACGACAAACGGAUAAUGAAUGA